Molecule: messenger RNA, 2193 nt
Organism: Anoplopoma fimbria (sablefish)
Lineage: Eukaryota; Metazoa; Chordata; Actinopteri; Perciformes; Anoplopomatidae
Gene: ppp2r2ba
Product: protein phosphatase 2, regulatory subunit B, beta a
Exons: 10
Coding region: 50-1390 (446 amino acids)
Biological process (GO): peptidyl-serine dephosphorylation
Cellular component (GO): cytosol; protein phosphatase type 2A complex
Molecular function (GO): protein phosphatase regulator activity; protein binding
Source: RefSeq, a predicted model, not a curated record
GCCCGCAACGCAACGCUCUUCACCCCGUCGGCAAGCACCGGAGAAGAAGAUGAAAUGUUUUUCCCGUUAUCUCCCGUACCUCUUCCGCCCUCCGAGCACCAUCCUGUCUUCCACUUGCCACACCGAAGCUGACAUUAUCUCAACGGUUGAGUUUAACUCAUCGGGGGAGCUGUUGGCCACCGGGGAUAAAGGAGGCAGAGUGGUUGUCUUCCAGAGGGAGCAGGAGAGUAAGAGCCAGCCCCAGCGUCGAGGGGAGUACAAUGUUUACAGCACAUUCCAGAGCCACGAGCCAGAGUUUGACUACCUGAAGAGUUUGGAGAUUGAGGAGAAGAUCAACAAGAUCAAAUGGCUUCCUCAGCAGAACGCCGCCUACUUCCUGCUCUCCACCAACGACAAGACGGUGAAGCUGUGGAAAAUCAGCGAGAGAGACAAGCGUCCGGAGGGCUACAACCUGAAGGAUGACGAUGGACGGAUCAGAGACCCGUCGACCAUCACCUCGCUACGGGUGCCGGUAUUGCAGCCUAUGGACUUGAUGGUUGAGGCUACAGCCAGGCGUGUAUUCAGCAAUGCUCACACCUACCACAUCAACUCCAUCUCCGUCAACUCCGACCUUCAGACAUAUAUCUCCACCGACGACCUCAGGGUGAACCUGUGGAACCUGGAGAUCACCGAUCGCAGCUUCAACAUUGUGGACAUAAAGCCGGCCAACAUGGAGGAGCUGACGGAGGUGAUCACCUCUGCAGAGUUUCAUCCCCAGCAGUGUCACACCUUUGCCUACAGCAGCAGCAAGGGCUCAAUACGCCUCUGUGACAUGAGAGAGGCUGCGCUCUGCGACAAACACUGCAAAUACUUUGAGGAGCCAGAGGAUCCCUCCACUCGCUCCUUUUUCUCUGAAAUCAUCUCAUCCAUCUCUGACGUGAAGUUCAGCCACAAUGGCCGGUACCUGAUGACAAGAGACUACCUCACUGUCAAGGUGUGGGACCUUCAAAUGGAGAACAAACCACUAGAGACAUACCAGGUGCAUGACUAUUUACGUGGCAAACUCUGUUCUCUGUAUGAGAACGACUGCAUCUUUGACAAGUUUGAGUGUGUCUGGAACGGAUCAGACAGCGUCAUAAUGACCGGCUCCUAUAACAAUUUCUUCCGAAUGUUUGACCGGAACACUAAACGUGACGUCACACUGGAGGCGUCCAGGGAGAACAGCAAACCCAGAGCCAUUCUGAAGCCGCGCAAGGUGUGUGUAGGUGGGAAGCGUCGUAAGGAUGAGAUCAGUGUCGACAGCCUAGACUUCAGCAAGAAGAUCCUUCACACUACAUGGCACCCGCACGAGAACAUCAUCGCAGUAGCGGCCACCAACAACCUCUACAUCUUCCAAGACAAGGUCAACUAAAGAGCAAUCCGCCUCUGCUGACCCCCUGCUGGGUUGGACAAAGGAGGGAGCCCUUAUAUACAUCCUUCUUCUCUCCCCAUUUCUUUUUGCUGCCGGUCUUGAAUUUUGGCGCUCUGCUGAAGAAUGGCAGAGAUGAAUAUCCAGUGACUGAAAUUGUGGAUGUUGUCAGUUUGUGGGGAAAUUCAUACAACCUGGAUAUAGCGUGAGGAGAACGGUUCCUCGAAAUCAAGAAUGGACUUUCAUUCUUCAAUUUGACUUCUUAUUUAAUUUAUUUGGCCAUGGAGAAGUGAAUCCUGUGCAUUAAUGCAACAAAAGGAUUGCUGCAUGAAUAACAUGAUGUAGCAGCCCUCCGGACCCUGGAGAAAAAGGGGUUGGAUGUGGGUACACUGAACAUUAAGUAGAGCACACUGACAGAAACCUAGCCUACAUGAUGGUGGCUCAUUGUCAUGUAGCAACAGUGCCCCCUCUCUUUCAACCUGCUCAUGCUACAGUGCAUGUGAUCAACCCUGCGGCCUCCGAACGAGGCAACUUUUGGACAGAGCAACCUGCUGCAGAAUUCCCUCAAAAGAGGAAGAGACUGUUAAUGUCUGACCCCAGAAACUGAGUUGUCUCUGCCUGUGACACAACAUGGUCAGUCUUUCAAGUACCAAUUCUGUGUCUCCUUGGAGAGACUGCUGUAGUCUGUAAUGUGAAUGAAGCCCUCCAAGGCCGUGUCAAUGGUUUUAUUUACUGCUGUUGUUUUAUUGAGUCCUUCGCUCGGUCAAUGAGUCUGUUUAGAAGCUGUGGUGCCUUCUUUUGGUAUG